AUGUGUUCGAAGGAUCAGUACAGUGAAAUGAAAGAUAAAUUUAAAGCUCCUAAACUAAAAAAGCCGACGACCACACGGGCGCGCUGCUAUGAACAAUUUCUUUGGCAGGAGCUCUACGAUGAAUAUAUACGUUUCAAUGAUCGCUUGGAGAGUGUAAAAUCUUAUAAAACAAACACUGAAUACUUCGAUGAGUAUUGCAAAAAGAUUCCGAAGGAGGACAUGGAUAAAAAGGAACGUUUGAUUAAUAUUUAUCCAUUGUAUAGUACUACUGCCAUAACAUUGUGGAAUAAUAAUGGCGAUAUAACUAGAGAUUUCAAGAAGCGUUAUACUAUAACACGCCCAGUGCAAGAACAAAGGGAGCAAUUUGGAUAAGCACUGUACAUAUGUGACAGGAUACGUUGAACCAAAAAAAUGUACAACAAACUUUGACAAUAAGCACAAUUCGCCUUGAAAUCAGCUGCUCUAGUAUUACCACCUUACAUGAAUUUUCCGUGGUUGAAAGCGACCUACGGUUCGAGAAAAACGACUGAAGUCAACA
Molecule: messenger RNA, 538 nt
Organism: Rhagoletis pomonella (apple maggot)
Lineage: Eukaryota; Metazoa; Arthropoda; Insecta; Diptera; Tephritidae
Exons: 2
Coding region: 1-372 (123 amino acids)
Source: RefSeq, a predicted model, not a curated record